CCGUCCAUCUGCCUGCGGGGGCGGGGCCUCCCCCCGCCGGUCCCGUCCCCGCAGCGGAGCCCCCGAGCCCGGUACCGGACCUUCACCCCAGACCGGAGGUCCCGGAGCUCUCGGUACCAGAGCCCUCUUGCCCGUUACCGGGUUCCUCUCUCGUACCGGUACCGUGAGCGAUCCCGAGCCCCAUUCCCGCACCGGGCCCAGCCGCCACCCCCCAUCCCCGGUACCGGCUCGGGACUCAGGCAGGAAGGGCCACCCCGAUGCCGGCUGAGGGGCCGGGGGUGACCACCGAGCUCCCCUCCCCUGGGGCUCCCCCAAAGAAGAUGGGGGGCGGGCGGGGGGCACGGGACACCCCAGCCAGCGACUCCGAGAAGGAUUCCGGCUUCUCAGACGCCAGCUCGGAACACCGGGACAGGCGGGAGCGGACGGACGCGGAGGAACUGCCCGACGCCCAGCCGGCCCCACCGCAGCACCCGCUCGGCGCCCCGGCGGCACCCGGCUACCACCCUUUCGCCCGCCUGGCACCCGUCUACCUCGUCCACAACGUUCUCCUCCAGCAGCCCCUGGGAGCCCCCCCAGAGCCCUGGCAACCGGCUCGGCUUCUUCUCCUCCAGCCUCCGCCACCCUCCGCCUCUCACCAGGAUACAGCCGUCGCCCGCCACGACGCCACCGCGACGGUUGCUCCGGUAGGGAAUCCGGGGUACCGAAGCCGGCGGUUGGGGGUAACGGCGGAGCUGCUGCGGCGGGGGGGGCUGCUGGCGGCGGCUCUGCGCACCGGGGCCCUUCUCCGGCAAAACCGACGCACCCAGCGGGAGAUCGUCGCCCUACGUCGGCACACCCGGCUGCUGGCCCGCGCCGCCUGCGAUCCCCGCGUCUGGCCUCGCCUGCGCGACGCCCUGGGAGGGGGUGGCCCCCCGGUGCCCCCCGCACCCCGUCAGGACCCCCCCGCUUUUGGGGAGGGGGUGGGGGCAGGGGGGUUGUAG
Molecule: messenger RNA, 980 nt
Organism: Grus americana (Whooping crane)
Lineage: Eukaryota; Metazoa; Chordata; Aves; Gruiformes; Gruidae
Exons: 4
Coding region: 258-980 (240 amino acids)
Biological process (GO): negative regulation of DNA-templated transcription; negative regulation of circadian rhythm
Cellular component (GO): nucleus
Source: RefSeq, a predicted model, not a curated record